Molecule: messenger RNA, 171 nt
Organism: Dovyalis caffra
Lineage: Eukaryota; Viridiplantae; Streptophyta; Magnoliopsida; Malpighiales; Salicaceae
Source: the annotation of a GenBank genome assembly
AUGGAGACGUACACAGUUUUCAAGAUAUCAAGAUUCUAUGGUGGUGGACGGAUUUCAAGUACUGUACUAAAUAGAAUGGGAAAGUUGGAAGGAUUCACAAUUUAUGAUGGUAGGUUUGGGUGGGCAAUAACUGAUAUAGCUCCAACUCCCAACAAGAUUAUCAUGGGGUAG